AAGUCAUGUUCCUGACGACAUUUGACAUCCAAACAAUUAAUUUUUCACUCAAUUUAGCUCUGUAAAUGCACACCAAACUGUAAAUGUCUGUACCCACCUAAUUAUAUUAAUUAAUAGUAUUGACAACAUGAGACUAACAAAUCGAAAUUUUUGGAAUCUAUAUAUAGUAGCAACUUUUAAAAUCAUGUUUUUCUUUGCUAUUUUGAUACAACAUACAACCCAUUCAACACUCUUUCACUCUCUUGCCCUUGUUCACGAUCAGAAACUUAUCAUCCCUCAUCAUUUAUAAACUAAAGUGACAGUACAAUGGUAUUAAGUGAACUAUAAGAAAUAUAUCCUUUGCUCACACAUCUUGUUAUGGCCAGUGUGUGUGUGUGUGUAUCACAAAUGAGGGAAUUGCUCAACACUAUAGUUUUUCAGGAGGGUACACUCAUUGUAAAAUCUGUAUAAAUAUUCACUACCUUUGCAUUACUUGAAGGCUUCAAAUACAGAGAACAAAAACCCCAUUCAGUUUGAAAGAAAGACUUCAUUAGAUAACAUUCAGUAGAAGUGGCAUUGCAGCAACACAUUUAGCUGGUGAAGAUAAUUCUAUUUAAUCUGGUUCAGGUAAGAUAAGUUUUUAUCUCUUUAGCCACAAGAAUGUUAUUCAUCAUAGCCACACCUGAUGUGUGCACUGCAGCAUGGUGAAAGACAGGAUAAAAGAUCUCAAAUCUGUUCAAGAAGGCAAGGAUUAUGGAACAGUCAUUGUGCACAUUGAUGACAAGAUCCAACAUGUGGAUGCUUUCCUCGAAAAGGUGUCUCAGAUUCAGAAGCUAAUAGAAAACAUCAAAACAAAGAUUGAUGAGCUUAAAAAUAUACAGAAGGAGCUUUUAGGUAUUCCAAAGGACCAAGCAAAACUAAGGCAGGAUAUGGAUGCCUGUACUGCUUCAAUUCAGAGAAUGAUAACCCUGACAAAUGCUAGACUGAAAGAAAUGGAAGAAGAUAUAAGGAAAGAUCGAACUGAAGAUUCUAAGCCCAAGUCAGUUGUCUUGAGAAAUAUAGAAAAGGUUCAAUACUCAUCUUUAGUGCAUAUGUUUUCUGCUGUAUAUGAAAGCUAUGCUAUCCUGAUUUCAAAUUAUAAGGACAAAUCUGCUGCUCUGCUUAAGCAACAACUGAGGAUAAAGAAUGUUAUAGUUCCACAUGAAGAAUUAGAGGAAUUGCUGGCAGAAGAAAAUACAGCAUUAUUUUCAAACAAUAUUUUAGCUCUUACUGCUGAAGCAAAGAUGGCAAUAGAUCCUUUGCAGUCAAGGCAUAGAGAGCUUCUCAAGAUUGAGAAAUCUGUCCGUGAGAUGAGGGAUCAGUUUGUUGAACUUGGAACAUUGAUUGAGAGACAGGGUGCAACUAUUGACUGCAUUGAGUACUUUGUGUUGCAUGCAGAGGACAAUACUGAGAAUGCAAAGCGAAGAAUGCAGAAAUUAAAGAAAAAAAAGAAAAAAAGAAGAAACUUAAUGUACAAGGUUAUAGCUGCAGCAAUAAUAGUCUUCAUCAUCAUCAUACUGAUACUAGUUUGAUACCAGAGGUCCCACUGCCAAGAUUCUCAUAAAAAUCUGUUUAAACCAAACAAUGGAAAACCCAGGCAUAUUUAGCAAUCUUUUUGUUGUGCCUGUCUUUGAAUCGAUGUUGCUGCUGCAAUCCACCCUUUUCGUAAUUCUGUCAAUAGCUUAUAAACAAAUGUUCAUGCCUACCUGUGAUAAAAUUUCCACCUACGUAAAAGAAC
This is a messenger RNA of Schistocerca cancellata (South American locust), 1756 nucleotides long. RefSeq names its product syntaxin-1A-like. Gene Ontology annotation, biological process: intracellular protein transport; exocytosis; synaptic vesicle fusion to presynaptic active zone membrane. The coding region runs from base 681 to 1550 and encodes 289 amino acids. Lineage: Eukaryota; Metazoa; Arthropoda; Insecta; Orthoptera; Acrididae. Gene Ontology annotation, cellular component: plasma membrane; synaptic vesicle; SNARE complex. The record is from RefSeq and is a predicted model, not a curated record. Gene Ontology annotation, molecular function: SNARE binding; SNAP receptor activity. The transcript is spliced from 9 exons.